Cuscuta epithymum is the source of this 1767-nucleotide messenger RNA. The record is from the annotation of a GenBank genome assembly. NCBI's taxonomy places the organism in Eukaryota, Viridiplantae, Streptophyta, Magnoliopsida, Solanales, Convolvulaceae.
AAAUACCUUGCCCACCUUGAACUAGAAAUACAUUGCACACCUUGAACUUCAAUCCUUCCACACCAUCAACAUUUGUUGCAAAAAUUUCGUUUUAAAUCUUUCAUUUGUUCAGCACAAAAAAUGGCAGGUGAUCAAGAUAUUUCAUUUUAUUUUGAUCUGUAUGAAGAUGACUACCAAGAAUUUAUUUCUAAAGUAAGGGAAGCGCUAAAAUACUCAACGUCCCAUAAUAUCCCAAUGUUGAUGCCGCAGACACAGCCCCUGAGCUGGCUGGAUCUUCACCUAACUUCCGGUGAAGCCACCAUCAUCUUAAGAAUGGACAGGAGAAACUUAUACUUGCGCGGAUAUUCCAGAGACGGCGGCCAAACAUUCUGGGAGUUCUCAGAUUCUUCCCUGAUUCCCGGAUCCAGACACCUCACUUACAGUGGGAGCUACGCGAGCCGUACAGAUUCCGGCAGCACACUUGUGGGUGUUGCCGGAACUACUCGUAGGAAAAUAUAUUUGGGUCAGCAGAAUUUGGUGGACGACAUUCGUAACCUCGCAAGAACCGAAGACCCGACCACCGGCGGCGACGAUGUGUCUAGGUGCGCUAAAGCGCUGCUCCGCUUGAUUCAAAUGUUUCCUGAGUCGAUCAGGUUUCAGUCCAUCACCCGACACAUCGCCACAAAUUGGGACAGCUCUGCUCAGCUAUCCGAGGAACUCGUGUUGCUGCAGAACGGUUGGGGCACUCUGUCCAGCGCCGUCCAGCGGGCGGACGAGCCCUGUUGGACUCCGGCCACGCCCCUACCCAAUAUCCCAUCCACAAAUAAUCCCAUAAACAUUUGGACUGUGGGUCAAGCUGCCGUUGCACUUGGGAUCAUGCUCUACAAGGGCCGCCAUGUCAACCUCAUGCUCCUUGCCAACGAACAACUCGCCACCGUCCCGGAAACCGUUGGCGGCGCAUCCUAUUUCCGUACAUUCCUCACCGUCAAUUAUGUACGUGUGUUGAACAUUGAUGGAGAGAAUCCCGGUGACCUCUACGGUACCGUAAAGGUCACUGACUUCUGGGGCGAACACACCGUGUAUGACAGGGCUUCCGGUGACACCGAAGAGGUAUAUCCACAAGGACUGAUAACGCUUACUGGUCCUUCAACUCCCAUUGAUGCUGACGAUUCCGUCACUAUUAGUGUGAGUUUAAAGGACCACGACACUUUGUCCCCGGACGAUGAGAUUGCAGAGGGAGUCAUUGUUUGGGAACCCAGAAAUGAGAAUCUAACAUUCGCCAACUACGGCAAGCUUUUGGAGAAGGUGGUGAAAGGACAGUACGGCAGCGUUGCGGUUGGUUACUCUGUCACAAGAUUCGCUAUGAAUGCCACCGUUAGCGUGGUGUUGAUCGACGGAGACGGAGAGUCACCUGCGGAUGUGUAUGGAACCAUCAAAGCCACCUCCGUACCUGCAGACGAUGGUUCUCCAUCAUUGAUCACUUUGUUUGAGAAAUCGGCAGGUGACUGCAUCAAAGUCAACCCCCAGGAGGAAAUUCCGUUGACUCGAUCUGCUGUGGUGGUUCCAAUGGAUGACGGGGUGACCAUUUCUGCGUAUCUGUAUGAUCAUGAUUCAGUCUCAGCUGUUGAAAUAUUUAAGUAAAUUAUUAUUUCUCAUUAUUUGAUAUGUAAUGUUCCCGUUAGUGUAAACAUGUUUACAUGGGUUACGUGCUUUGCAUGGCCCAUGCACAUGUCUCCUUCAAUUCUCUUCCUUCACACUUAUGUAAUAUAUAUACCAUACGUAUGCUAU